Molecule: messenger RNA, 1314 nt
Organism: Neohortaea acidophila
Lineage: Eukaryota; Fungi; Ascomycota; Dothideomycetes; Mycosphaerellales; Teratosphaeriaceae
Product: ICE2-domain-containing protein
Exons: 1
Coding region: 1-1314 (437 amino acids)
Biological process (GO): septin ring assembly; endoplasmic reticulum inheritance
Cellular component (GO): endoplasmic reticulum membrane; cortical endoplasmic reticulum; perinuclear endoplasmic reticulum
Source: RefSeq, a predicted model, not a curated record
AUGCUCCUCCGCUUCCUCUCGAGCUGCGCCUUCCUUUUCAGCAUCGUCUUCACCAUCCCUCUCGCUUUCGACGUCGGCGGUCGAGCGUGCGGACUCGCUUUCAGCUUGAGUCUCGCCACAUACUACUUCCUCCUCUCCUGCCUCCGCAUCGCCACGCCUGCACACUCCCGAACGCGAAGAUGGGCAGUCAAUGGUUUCGCGGCAUUGCAGACCGUUCUCAUCCCGGGACUGCUGAUAUGGUGUCUCAACAAGUUCAGUGUGGAUGGCGGCGAUGACGUGAACUGGGUUGCGCGUGCGUUCUACAACGCCACAAAGCCUCUGCACCACAGCCCGAGCUUCUUCGGCAAGGAAGGACUGUUGCAAUCCUUCCUCAUCGGCGGCUGGGACAAGCUGCUUCGCUACUCCACCCCGGUUUUCCAGCUGACCGAAGGCUUCUGCAGCUUGCUCGUCAUCCAAGCCUGCGGCCAAGUCACACGCUAUCUCGUCAACUCUUCCGACGGAGGCGAUGGGUGGAUGAUUGGCUUGCUGGUGUUCAGCAGCAGCGUCAUCACGAGCUCCGUCUACUUCCUCUGGCGCAUCACCACCUUUCCGGGCAUUGACAGCCAGGAUGCCAUCCUCAUCGGUGUGGCCAUCACUUGCGCCGUCUUCCUGUGCGCUUGGGGCAUCGGCAGCGGUCGUGGCAACGUGGUUGAAAGCAGCCUCCUCUUUGCCUACAUUACUCUAUGCAUCUACCAGAUCUUCACCGACUACCAGCCUAACCAUCCCCCGCCCCAAGUGGCGGGUAUGGCGGUGGACGAAGAAUUUCCUCCCCUUCCACCCAUCCUCAUGGCAAGCUACACAACAGUCCUACACGCCUUGUCCACCCUUCCGAGCACGUUGCACUCCGCCUUCGGAUUCAUGUAUGCCGCCGUCAAAACAAUCACACCCUCCGUCAUCGUCUCGCUGGCGUACCGCCUGACCGUUCUCUACGCCGCGGCGCGCAUCAUCCCAGCUGUGCGCGAGUCUGGAGCUCGUGCACUCUCUGAUGGCCCGGCCGCACUGGAAGACGGCGAAGGCGUUAGCACGCUGAUGGGACUACUGUCCUACUUCAGCCCUAGUGUGCUGAUCGCCGUGUACACAAGUUUACUGAUGCAGCAUUUUGCAUCGGCAUCAACCGAUCACCCGGACGAGUGGUGGACGAGUCAGGGUGGGCAGGGAGGCCCGAACAUCAGUCGUUGGAUCAAUCUUGCGGGGACCAUGGCUUUGUACGCAGUCGAACUGUAUCUAAGCCGGGAAUAUGGGGACGAAAUGAACGGUCACUGGAAGAUGGACUGA